ACUAGCUUCAAACCUUAAUAAAAGCAGAUUGUCUUCAACAUUCUUCUUCCAACUCCUUACUUCCCUUCUUCACAUCUACUUCCUUAUUUUCCUCUCUCUUCUCUUUUUCUUCUUUAUCAAACAACCUUAACCGUAUAAAAUCUCUUGUCUCAAACAUCCUUAUUCUCUCCGAACAUGUCAAUGGCAACAAAACAACCACUCUGGUCUCCACCUGAGUUCGAAGCUUCCGCCUUCGGUUUCCCCACUGAGUUCCCCUACGAGUUUGAAUCGUUAACUGACUCAACAGAAAACAGUAGCGACGAAGAAGAAAGUUUCUUUGCUGGGUUAACUCAAAGACUGAGUCAAACCACCCUCCGUGAAACUCAGAAGCAUGAAUUCAUCACAGCACCUACCAUGAAAGCUCGUGACGUGGCAGGGUCACCUCAGUCGACUCUGAGUGGAAUCGGUAGCUGGUCUGGUCGAAGCAACGGUUCAGGUGACGGAAGUCCUAACGGAAACUCUCGUGUUCCGUCACCGGUAACGGCGCCGUUUGUUGACCCUUGGGAAGCUAUUUAUGCAGCUGCAGGUCAAGUUGCUAGGUUCAAAAUGAACAACUCAGUGGGUCCCACCCAUGUUAACAUGGUUAAUGGAGAAAUGAAACAGAAACAGAAACAAAAACAAGAGCUGUUAGAUUGUUGUUCAGUGUGGGAAAGGGAAACAAAUCCUAAUUGGUUGGUUCAGCAACAGUUACUGUUGAUUCAGAAUAGAAGGCGUGAACUUGGUUAUAAGAGUAGUAGUAAUGGAAGAUGCAACGUUCCUUUGUCUUUUCAACAAAACCAAAGGGUACCACAAUAUGGACUUGGUGGAUCCGGGUUUAGGGUUCCGGUUCAAGGUGGAUCUUCUUUGAAAAAGGUUUCUGGUGGAACUGGUGUGUUUUUACCUCGUCAUCAUUAUGAUACUACACCUACUCCUACACCUUCAGAUUCACGCAAGAGAACUGGUUGUGUACCUGUUAUGUUACCGGCUAAGUCAGUAAAUUCUUUUAACAUGAACAUUGAUGACCCAAAUGUUACUAAUCAACCACGCUUUACUAAUAAUGCUUUUGCUAAUGAUUAUGAUUUGUUGUUGGCAAGGAGAAACGCGCUUUUGAAGCAACAGCUAUUAAUGGCACGGCGGGAAGAAGCUGCCAGCUGUGAAAUUCGUCUACCUCAAGAGUGGACUUAUUGACUCUGAAGGAACAAAUAUUCUACAUGGUGAACUUUUUGAAGAAGAAAUUAAUUACUGGAAUAUUUUGUUGUGAUAUUCAAAAAUGGUAUUUUGGUUUUUUAGCAAAAAGUGAAAUUCAAUAGUGUGUUUGGUAGUAUAGUUGCAAAAUCCAGUUCUUGUGGAAAAAAAGAUUGUACUAGCUUUUAGGAUCUGGUUCUAGUUGAAGUAAUAAUGAAAGAUUAGUAGUUUAGGGAAGUUUUUUUUUUUUUCUUUCUUCUUUUCUUAAUUAUAUUUAUUAAUAAUAAUAUUAUUAUUUUAAGUUGUGCUAAUAAUAAGAUUAUCACAGUGUGUUCUUUCAUGUAAUGGUGAUGGGACUGAUGGGUUUAAGUUAUGAUGGUUUAACAUUGAUCAGGUUUCAAGGCAAGCUAGCAAAAACUGCUAUGGCAGAUUUGGGUUGAUUUUCCCAUAUCUUUGUAUAAUACCUAGCUCAUUUUUAUACUAUGCAAUAAAGAUUGCUCA
This is a messenger RNA of Medicago truncatula (barrel medic), 1704 nucleotides long. RefSeq lists its product as uncharacterized. The record is from RefSeq and is a predicted model, not a curated record. The coding region runs from base 175 to 1206 and encodes 343 amino acids. NCBI's taxonomy places the organism in Eukaryota, Viridiplantae, Streptophyta, Magnoliopsida, Fabales, Fabaceae. The transcript has 4 exons.